Molecule: messenger RNA, 1689 nt
Organism: Ilex paraguariensis (yerba mate)
Lineage: Eukaryota; Viridiplantae; Streptophyta; Magnoliopsida; Aquifoliales; Aquifoliaceae
Source: the annotation of a GenBank genome assembly
AUGGAGGAUAAGAAGCAAAUACAUAGUGUCUGCAAAUGUCUCAUCAGUACCUUAAUCUUUCUGCAAUGGUUUGAAUGUAGUACUGCAGCAAAAGGGUCCUCAGGAGGAGGAGAAGGGAAAUGGCAACUUCUCCUGAACAACACAGGAGUGGUGGCCAUGCACAUUGCCUUAACCCACCACAACACAGUGAUAAUGUUUGAUCAAACCGGAACAGGCCGAUCGGGCUACCGACUCUCUCACCGGAACAACGGAACGAGGUGCAAGAACACUGGCAGUGAUUUAUCAGACUCAUCCUGCUAUGCUCACUCCAUGGAGUACAAUAUAAUUAGCAACAAAAUUAGACCUCUCAUGCUUGAAACUGAUCCUUGGUGCUCUUCAGGUUCCAUCUUGAGCAAUGGAACAAUCAUUCAAACUGGCGGGUAUGGCAAUGGUUAUCGAAAAAUCCGAUACUUCAAGCCUUGUGAUGAGAGCAAUUGUGAUUGGAAGCAAUCAAGAACACAGUUAUCGCAUAAUCGUUGGUAUUCUUCCAAUCAAAUUCUCCCGGAAAAUGAUAGGGUCAUUGUUCUUGGAGGAAGAAGGGCUUUCAAUUAUGAAUUUGUACCUAAAUUUUCUCCUAGGGACAGUUCUUUUGAUCUUCCAUUUUUGCACCAAACAUAUGAUGGAAAAGGAGAAAAUAAUCUCUACCCUUUCCUCCACCUUUCCUCAGAUGGAAAUUUGUUCAUUUUCGCGAACCGGGAUUCAAUUCUUUUCAAUUAUAAACAAAACAAAGUGGUGAAAAAGUUUCCUCAGAUUCCUGGGAAUGGAUCAAGGAGCUACCCGAGCACCGGUUCAUCGAUAAUCCUUCCUUUAGACCACAGUGAUGGCUUCCAAAAGGUGGAAGUCAUGGUGUGUGGAGGUGCAGCUUCAGGAGCUUACACAGCUGCUAAAAAUGGCAGAUUCUUGGAGGGUUUGAGGUCUUGUGGAAGAAUGUUGAUCACAGGAGAAAAACAAAAGUGGAAAAUGGAGGACAUGCCAGGUCCUCGUCUCAUGAGUGACAUGUUGAUACUUCCCAAUGGUUAUAUACUGAUCAUCAAUGGUGUCAAAAAUGGCUGUGCUGGGUGGAACAAUGCAGACAACCCUUCUCUUCAGCCUUACCUCUACAACCCAGAGAAAACAGAAGGCAGAAGAUUUUCAGUUCUGAAGUCCACUAAAAUACCCAGAAUGUACCACUCAUCAGCUCUUCUUCUACCUGAUGGGAGGGUUUUGGUAGCAGGAGGUAACCCUAAUAGUCGAUACACCUUCAAUGGCGUUCCCUAUCCUACUGAACUGAGAUUACAAGCCUUUACUCCAGACCAUAUGGACUCAAAAUUUUAUAGCCGAAGGCCACAAAAUGUGUCUAUAUAUUACAGCAGUGGAGAGGAAGGUGUUGGCUAUGGAGGAGAGUUUGGUGUUCAAUUCUGGAAUGAGAAGCCGAUGGAGGUUGAGUUCAGUGCCUAUGCGCCCCCAUUUACAACGCAUUCGAUUUCGAUGAAUCAGAGGAUGCUAAGGCUUAGGUGCAAGAGUAUGUUUAGGAGUGAGGAUGGUUGGGCGAAUGCACUUUUGGAAGCCCCUCCUUCAGCUAAUGUUGCACCUGCUGGUUAUUAUUUGCUCACAGUUGUUAAUGGAGGAAUUCCUGGCAUAUCUCAGUGGGUUAGGUUCAUACAUGCUUGA